CGUCCUGAAUCACAAAUGAGAUAACUAUGUACUAGAGCCCUAAAGUCCAAGCCCAAGCCCAACUAUAAGAGAAAAGCAACGAACAUAAAAGACCAACGACGUCGUUUCUAUCAUCUCCUUCACCUCGUUAUUAUUCAAUUUUCUCUCUGCAUUUCAAUUUUGAACUUCAAAUCUCCAAUCAUGGAAAAUUCAAAGGUUCAAGAGAUAAUAGAGAAACAAGUACUUACAGUAGCGAAAGCCGUGGAGGAGAAGCUAGAUGAUGAGAUCGCAGCACUAGAACGCCUCGAUGAAGACGAUCUAGAAGCUCUUAGAGAGAGACGUUUGCAACAGAUGAAAAAAAUGGCGGAGAAGCGUAACCGUUGGAUCUCUCUCGGUCAUGGCGAUUACUCUGAGAUUCUCGCUGAGAAGGACUUUUUCUCCAUUGUUAAAGCUAGUGAUCGUGUCGUUUGUCAUUUUUAUCGCGAUAAUUGGCCUUGCAAGGUGAUGGACAAACACAUGAGCAUAUUGGCAAAGCAGCACAUAGAGACACGUUUUGUCAAAAUUCAUGCUGAGAAAAGUCCAUUUUUGGCUGAGAGACUCAAGAUUGUCGUUCUUCCAACCCUUGCCCUCAUCAAGAAUGCCAAAGUGGAUGAUUAUGUGGUGGGGUUUGAUGAGCUUGGUGGAACGGAUGAGUUUAGCACAGAGGAUUUAGAGGAGAGGUUGGCUAAAGCUCAAGUCAUCUUCUUGGAGGGUGAAGCAUCUAAAUCUAGCACACAGAGCAGGAGGAGUGUGAGGCAAAGUAAAAGUCAUGAUUCUUCAGAUUCAGAGUAAAAUCUGCUAUUGGCGAAAGCUGCAACUAUUGUAUUUAUGUAUUGUUCAGAUAGUGAAAAGAUCUGUUGCCCUUUGCAUUCGACUCGGAGAUUGAAGUUUCACCUGAUAUAUUGAGGUGCUAUAUGAUUUUUGUGUUUUGA
Ricinus communis (castor bean) is the source of this 950-nucleotide messenger RNA. Its product is annotated as thioredoxin domain-containing protein 9 homolog. The transcript is spliced from 4 exons. Lineage: Eukaryota; Viridiplantae; Streptophyta; Magnoliopsida; Malpighiales; Euphorbiaceae. Gene Ontology annotation, biological process: microtubule cytoskeleton organization. The record is from RefSeq and is a predicted model, not a curated record. Gene Ontology annotation, cellular component: cytoplasm. Bases 181 to 810 code for a protein of 209 amino acids.